Messenger RNA from Plasmodium fragile, 1713 nucleotides. RefSeq lists its product as uncharacterized. Gene Ontology annotation, molecular function: serine-type endopeptidase activity. Bases 1 to 1713 code for a protein of 570 amino acids. Gene Ontology annotation, cellular component: membrane. The transcript has a single exon. The record is from RefSeq and is a predicted model, not a curated record. NCBI's taxonomy places the organism in Eukaryota, Apicomplexa, Aconoidasida, Haemosporida, Plasmodiidae.
AUGUUCAAUGCUGGGAGAUACCUCAGAGCAAGCUACUAUAAGAACAAGAACACUUUUCAUGUAAAGGGAAGCAGACAUUUGCAUGGAUUCGCCAAAAGUAGAAGCGUGCAGACAAAUGCCAUCAAGAGAAAAGAUAGAAUAAAUAGGGGGAAGUUUUUAAAAUUCAAGGAAAAGCUGCAACUCAUCAUUUUCAGCUCCGUAUACUUUUUUGCGUGCGACUAUGUUUACCAUGUGUAUGUGCUGCGCGCCAACGCCAGCAGAACCGCCAAUAGCACCUCCAACCACAGCGGCGAAGACGCGCGGAAUGAUGCAAAAUACAAGGAUGAGCACACCGGUGGGGAGGGGGGGUUUGGCACAACCAUGAUGGAGUAUAUCAAAUGGAUGAACAUAUUUUCUAGUGCACAGGGAAAGGAUGGACAACAAUUAAAGCAACAGGACGGUGAAUGUAGGGGGGAAAAUGACGACCACAAGGUGAAGGGUCAAAAAGCUUCCCAUAAAAAGGAUCAUCUCUCAAGCGACAGAGGUGAUGCAAGAAUUUGCAGCGUAUGUGAGGAAGACCCAUACGAAAUAAAGAUAAAUCGCGUUAAGCGAAGCAGCGGGAAGGAGGAAAGUAGUAAAACGGGGAAACCUGAUCAAUAUGGUCAAUCUUCCUAUGCCCGAAAUCAGAGAGACCAACAACAUAACCAUGACGGGAGUGGCAGUGGGCGAAGCCACCCUAACAACGGCACUCCCCAGCGAAGUAGCAUCGGGGGAGAGGAAAAAAACAUGAAAGAUCUAAUUGUGAGUAACUUUUACAGGAAUGAUCUUUUCAAUGGGUGUAAUUUAUUUCUGUUCGCCAACGGAGUUGUGUUUUUAUGUUGGCGUCUAAGUGACGUCGCAGGAAAUAAAAAACUUUUCCACUUCAUGUGCAGGAACUUUAUCUGCUCAUAUGAAAAUGUUAGAAGAAAAUAUUACCACACGAUUUUUACAGCCUCCAUGAGCCACAUCACUCUUCCUCAUUUUUUAUUUAACAUGUGGGCAUUCCAUACCAUAAGUAACACCCUGUUGAGUCCAGAAAUUAAAGAGAACAAAACAAAUUAUUAUUUUUUUUUUAAUUAUAAAUCGAGCGUGUUGGAAAAAAAAAUGACAGACAAGGAUAUCAUGAAAAUAUAUGCCUUAUCUUCCAUCGUUUCGACUGUCCCCUAUAUUCUUUUACACAGAAGCAAUCAACUGCUAGGAGCAUCUGGAGCUGUUAUGGGCCUUGUGUACAUUUUGUCCACAGUUAAACCAAAUGAGGUCUUCGUCUCAUUAUUUCCUCUUCCAUACCUAAAGAUGACAUCCCUGCAGCUAUGCCACCUGUCCAUUUUAACCAAUUUUGUAUUUCUUUUUUGUAGAAGAAAUCAUUUCAACAUUGCGUGGCUAGCACAUUUAUUUGGUCUAAUGGGAGGGGCAUUGUAUAAUUUGUACCAGAGAAAAAAAAACAGUAAUAUGAAUUACUAUCCCUUUAUUGAAUUGUCCCUAAAAAAUGGACCCAUUGAUUAUCUCAAUUCUUAUCUAGACUUUGUAGAUUUUAUUAAAUGCCUGCAGCUCCAAGUUAGGAUUUUCUUUUCCCUCGACCCACAUGCCAUGCAAAGCAUGAACAGGAAAAUCAUCUCCAUUAAAAAUAUGCAGUCGCAGAGACGCAUGAUGUACCACAAGUUGAAGGUUAAAAAUUUAGAGGCCAUGUCCAAGUGA